Messenger RNA from Kwoniella mangroviensis CBS 8507, 3903 nucleotides. RefSeq lists its product as uncharacterized. The transcript has 17 exons. NCBI's taxonomy places the organism in Eukaryota, Fungi, Basidiomycota, Tremellomycetes, Tremellales, Cryptococcaceae. Gene Ontology annotation, molecular function: DNA-binding transcription factor activity, RNA polymerase II-specific; DNA binding; zinc ion binding. The record is from RefSeq and is a predicted model, not a curated record. Gene Ontology annotation, biological process: regulation of DNA-templated transcription; DNA-templated transcription. Bases 1 to 3903 code for a protein of 1300 amino acids.
AUGGACAAUUCACCUUACUCGAACAUCAUACCUCCCGAUCAACGAGGACCAGCUGUAUCGCGACAGAACUAUCACAAUAAUAUAGGAGAUGAGGCAGGAGGAGGUGAUAGGUAUGGAGGAAGGGGUCAAGGUGGUGAUGGCAAUGGUAAUAACAUGAGCAAUAACAACAGUAGCAGCGGUAAUAGUAAUUUGGGUGAACAUAGAAAUUUCCCUCAAAGUAAUCAAGCUACGUUACCUCAACAAUAUCAACACUUCUCAGCUUUUGCUCCUCCUCUCUCAACUACAUCUACUGCGAGUUCUACCGGAAUCCAACAUCAUCUCGAAUCAUUACAGUCCCGUACAUUACCACAUGCACAUUCCUUUUCUUCUUCUUUCAAAACACCUCAUUUCCGAUCUUCCCCACAUGGUUAUCCAGAAGCGAUGCAACAGCUCUCGUCACCCAUCACACCGCACCGGGAUGUUUAUCCACUUCAUUCGUACCAUUCGCCUUUGACUGGUGGACAUGAGGGGAUACAACCUUGGCAAUAUGGUGGACUGUCUAGAAGAAGAGAAUCUAUGCCUGAUAUGAUCAACAAGGAUACUUUCAAUCCUCUUUUCUCGAAUCGACCCGUGAUCAGCGGCGCUGAAUCAAGUCAUGGGAACUCAACGUUAUUGAGUGAAAUUCCUGGAGGUUCCAACGAUGGCAAUAACGGAUUGCAACAAUAUGUUCAUUCCCUCACGGGUCUCGUUCAAACUUCCCCCGUACAGGCGACUCCGUCAUCACUGGGAAUAAGGACAUGGCAACCUAUGUCGUCUGUUCCACCUCACCCUCAAUCAUCCAUUGCCUCUUCGACACCGGGAUCGGCAUCGAGACGUAAGCGCUCUAGGGCAAGUACCUUUGGUUCAAGGACAACAGACGAUGACGAGAGCAUAAAUCCCGCGAGUGGCAGUGCGAGCGCGAGCGUGCCGCCCAAUACCAACACCUCGGUCAACAGUAUAGAUGACGAUGAGCUUAACCGACCAACAUCGGGUCCCAGUGCGAAGAAGAUCAUAGUCGACGGUCAACCGCCCGUGACUGUAAAGGACUUUUCCGGACAAAUUGCUAAUAUCGGCACAUCCGGGGAGGGGGAAUCGUCAAACAUACGAGGCGAUAUGGAAGUUGAAGAAGGCCAAGAAACGGAUGAGAAACUUGAUCAUAGGAAAAGAAAGAGGAAUAGAACGAUAAGAAGUUGCGUACCUUGCCAUAACCACAAAAGAAGGUGUGACAGGAAGAGACCUUGUGGAAGGUGCACUGCUCUAGGACUAACCGGAACUUGCGUCUAUGAGAUCGACGAAGCUCGAGAUAUGAACGACCCCGAAGUGGCCGAGGCAGAGCGUCUACGACGUCGAAUCGCAGAACUUGAACAGGUUGUCCGUGAACUACGUCAAAAGGCACCUACUCGCUCUCAAGCUCAAGCAAAUGCAACACCAGCUCCCCUUCCUCCUCCUCUUCCACCCUUAGCGUUUCCAGCCGUGGAGGAUAGUGCCGGCGAAGAUAAGAAACGAAGAGUCAUUGUCGAUCGAUUCGCAAGAUUCAAGAUUGAUGAAGCUAAAGACGUGGAGAACUCUGCGGCAGCAGCUGGAACGGCGCUGCAUGAUAACCCUGCAGGACCGUCGGUACAUCAUGAUAAUGCAGAUUACAAAUCGGAACCGUACCAGACAUACUUGCUGCCAGGUGAAGAAAUGUCAUCUGAUAAAACUGGCAGGAAGGUUUUCUUGGGUGCAUUGACGGGCAAGACAAUGUUGAGAAGGCUUCGAGAACUUGCGCAAGACAAGGGAGAUGGUCAAUUGCUAUCGAUACCUGAAGAUGUAGCCUUCACAGGAGUUUUCCCUGAUUUGAGAAAGACUUAUCCUUUCACUACUAUCUGGAGUCAUGAGAAUUUCAGCGCAGAGAUCAUUGGUCUACUACCUGAUCCCGAACAGGCCGAGCUCCUAUGGCAAGCUUGGGAGGAGGAACAUGCGGUGUACUUCCAUCCUUUCCAUAUGCCAACGAUACAUGUGGAGUAUACAGAUUUCUUCGCGAUGUCUACGAAAGACAAGAUGAACGUUCCCCUUUCGUCGCUCGCCUUGCAUCUCAUCAUCUGCGCACUUGGAUGCGUUAUUCGAGCUACGGCAGCAGAGAUAUUUGGACAUCCAGACGCCUCAAUGGCCAGACAAGGCCACGCGCAACGAUCGACGAAGGACCCCAAAGAUCUUACGUCGAGCAGAUUACAAAGCGAACUCUACUUAUCGGCUUCUUUCCAAGCAUUGAGGCUCUGCGCUUACCUGGCUAAUCCCAGCAUGAGGACCGUCCAAGCCCAACUUUUGCAAAUGGUUUAUUUGUUGGCGAGCGAGAGAGCGGCGGAUGCUUGGACAACUGGAGGUACUCUGGUGAAACAAGCGAUCGCCCUAGGCCUACAUAAAGAUCCUCUAAGUCUUGAUCCCAAAAUCUCAAUGCGAGAGGCCGAAAGCAGACGACGCCUAUGGUGGUCUAUUGCUGGUUUUGAGUGUAUGUUAUGUGUAUUCUUCGGAAGACCAAGUACGAUCAGCUAUUAUUCGACGAAUCUGCCUCAAGAUCGACCCGAUGCAAAUCUAUCUGAACUACCUGGAAGUGCUCAGCAAUAUCUGCCGCCCUCAAACGUACUUUCCAACGAGACCACUGAACAGACCUACCAUGCUGCGUUUUAUCAGUUGACGAUACCAUCAUUUGAACUACUCGAUCGCAUUUUCACUGUGGACAGACGAUUCAGUCGAUCGACGAUAUACGGAUGGUUCUCUCCUCCGCCAAAGGACAAUAAUCAAUCAGCUGCUCAAUCGUCGCACUAUGGUCCGGGAGAGGACCCCAAUCAACAUACAUAUCAGGAUGCUGUACGACUCGCGCACGAUCUAGGUCAAUGGUACUCCCACCUCCCACCUGGGGUAAAAUACAAAGAGAAUGAUACGCCUGAAUAUCUCUUAGGAUCGAGGAAUAGAAGACAAUUAAAUCAGACGCUGAUACUGAGUAUGAAAACCUGGACUAUCGUUAUGGUCCUACAUCGCCCAUAUCUUCGACUUGAUCCCGCUGCUUACCCGGAAUCGACCGACAUUUGUCUUCAAGCUGCACAUCUGCUCCUGAGGACAUACAAGUCAAUGGCUGAAACGAAAAGUACUUUGGCUUGGUCAUUCUGGACUAUGCACUAUAGGGCAUUCCAAGCUGGUGCAGUAUGCGCUUUCUUGGCUAUAAGGCAGCCGGGAACUGAGGUUGCGAAUAAGUGCUUGAAUGACCUGCGAGGAGUCAUCAGAGUCUUCGAAGAUCGACUUUCUACUUGGAACGUGACCCAUCCUGUUCAAGCGGAUCUUUGUGAGGGUCUAGUCCAAUUGGAAAAACUUGUGACCGCAGCAACCCAACAACGUAAUACACCUCAAGCCAGUACGACCGUAUCUACCCAAUCUACACUCUCCUCAAUGUCACCUAACCUUUUCGGGGUGUCACCCAAAUCGUUUUCCGAUUCGAGCUUUACUACUCCUUUGUCACAAAUCCAGGCUUUUCCACCUGUCUCGUUACCUACCCCUGCUAAUGUCCCGGGAGGUAGCACUUUAUUUUCACUUCCCCCAAGUGGACCUUCAAAUCAUACUCAUGGGAACGAUAUGAGGGUUGACCCGAAUGGCGGCGGGAGCGGUAGUGGGGUUGCAAUAGGACAAGGGGUAGAUGGUUUGAUGGGAGGUGGGUUGACUGCAGAUUUCAAUGGGCCUGAACCAUUGGCUCUACCUCAGUUCUGGGCAAGUAUGUUUGGAAUAAAAUUGGAAAAGGAUAAAGCGAAUUCUUCUUCGUUUGGUGCCAGCUCCAAUACGAAUACGGACACGAACACGAAUCCCAAUGCGAACACGAAUGCUAAUGUCAAUGCGAAUGUCAAUAUUCAUUGGUAA